AUGGUGCACCGGCAACACCAAACGCUUCUUCCCCCCGUGCAGGGACACCUCUCUGCACAGCCAUUCAUGAAUAACUGUUAUUCUGAAAUGUGCAUGAGUAAUGGUGCUGUAGCUCCUGCUUCACAUGAAAAAAAGCUCGGAUGGGUAGUAGCUGCUAUUUUUAUCGUCGCCGACAUGGUGGGUGGCGGAGUAGUAGCGAUGCCUGUCGCUUUUAAGAAAUCCGGACUGGCUGCUGGAAUUAUUUUCAUGAUUGUAAUCGCAAUUAUGUUUGAAUAUACCGGAUAUCAGCUAGGAGUUGUUUGGUGCAAGAUGAUGGAAAGGUUCCCUCAUUUGGGUGUUUGUCGGAAGCCUUUCCCAGAAAUGGCUAAGCGCACCAUGGGUCCAGGAAUGCAGAGGUUUACUUCGGUUAUGGGAAACAUUACGCUUUUCGGAAUUUCCGUCGUUUACUUGCUGUUGUCUUCCAAGAUUUUACAAUACUUUGUUGACCAGUUUACUGAUUUUGGAGUUGGAAUUUGUCAUGUUAUUGUUAUUCUGGCUAUUACUAUCCUGCCAUUCACAUUCUUGAAAAGUCCUGGAGAAUUCGCUGGUGUAAUUGUUGUCGCUAUGAUCACAACUGUUGUGGCUGUCUUAUCAAUUUUACUCGGAAUCUCGAUGGAUGCUCCUGAAUGCUAUAAAGCCGUCAAGUAUCCAGAACAGGACGGAGGAACUGUGAUGCUCUCUCUUGGUAUCUUCCUCUUUUCCUUUUCUGGACACUACGUCUUUCCCACGAUUCAACAUGAUAUGAAAAAUCCCCGUGAUUUCACAAAGUCUGUACUCGCUGGAUUUGGAGGUGUUGUUCUGCUGUACAUGCCUUUAUCCGUUCUCGGUUAUACCGUCUACGGAGAUUCCCUGGACUCUUCUGUUAUUACCUCUAUUCAGACAAGUUGGCUUCAGCUCGGAGCCAAUUUGAUGAUCGCAAUCCAUUGUAUUAUGACACUUGUUAUUGUUAUUAACCCCUUAAAUCAAGAAGUUGAACACUAUUUGAAAAUUUCCCACGGUUUUGGUUAUGGUCGUGUUAUAACCCGUACUGUUGUUCUUAUUCUCGUUCUUUUUGUUGGACUUUCAGUUCCUGACUUCUCUCCUGUUAUGAAUAUUGUUGGUGCUUCAACUAUUCCCAUCGGAUGUGUUUUCCUCCCUUCUUUGUUCUACCUUUGGUGUGAAGCAACUGAGGAGGAUGAAUGGAGAAAAGGUCAUAUUCCUUCAUUGCGGGAUGUAAUCCGGAGAACAGAUUCUACAGUUUUAAUCAUCAACCUCUUCAUGCUUGGCAUAGCCCUCGUUGGUGGAUGUGUUGGAACUUACGUUGGAAUCGAAAAACUGAAGGAUGCUGAAUUCUCAGCCCCAUGCUAUGUCCGUCCUUUCAUCGAAGAUGUUAGUUCGACAACCUUUUCUAUUAGUCAACGUUGUUGCGGUGCUUAUUGGAACGUCAGUACGUACGGAACACCAGAGAUUUGUUCGCCUCGUACAUUUAAUGUCACGUUGGCCUAA
Auanema sp. JU1783 is the source of this 1524-nucleotide messenger RNA. The record is from the annotation of a GenBank genome assembly. Lineage: Eukaryota; Metazoa; Nematoda; Chromadorea; Rhabditida; Rhabditidae.